Messenger RNA from Prorocentrum cordatum, 5169 nucleotides. The record is from the annotation of a GenBank genome assembly. NCBI's taxonomy places the organism in Eukaryota, Dinophyceae, Prorocentrales, Prorocentraceae.
AUGGGGGACAAGACCACCGCAUAUGUGUAUCGUGCCAAGCUUCCUGCAUCGCAGCCCGUGGCUCAAGCCCCUGCCCAGCAGCGUGCAAACGACGCCAACCGUGCGCUCAAGCAGCUGGACACGAAACUGCAGAAGUUGGUGGAUCAGUAUGAGAAGACACAGGAAGCUUUCGAAUCUCAAGCAACCCAAAUCAAAGAAGUUUUGCGUCAAGUUGCCCAGCAUGAGGAAGAUUAUCGUGUGGCCAUCGAGGAUAUUCACUCUCAAGUACACCCAGCUGCAUCUGAACCGAACCAGAAUAAGAUCAGCUUGGAAGCCCUCAUGGAAGGGCAGGUGCAGCUCCACUUGGACCCGACUGAGAUGUUUGGGCUCACGGAGUUUGUGGAUCUCUCGGCCGAGGACAAGGAGGAGGCGGCCCGUCGGGUCAAGAUGCUACAAGAUUCUCUCCAGGAGGCUACAGCUACGAUCCUCUCCACCAGCUGGCCUGGGCCCAGGGCUGGUGGCACGAGCGACCCAGAGUACAUCGCCGUCAAGCUUGACUACCAGGUCAGGAUCGCAGAGGAGGCGCUGAGCUUGCUGGACACCGUCUACGACGAGUGGAACGACCUGGCCUGGAGUGAAGUCUGCCGUGCGGCGGACAUGCCAAUUGUCUCUGGCCUGCCCGCCGGCUCGGACUUCCAGUGGAAGUGCGCGGCCACCGCCGCCGCUCGCUGGGCGGCGCACCUGGGCUUCGGCUGGCUGCGGGUAGCUCCGCGCCGAGCCGUGGCCCGGCACGGUCGAAGGCUGCGGGUGGACCCGCGCCUUCCCGUGAGCAGGCCGGGCACCGCGGCCCGGAAGAACCUCCGGCAGCUCCGGCAGGAUAACGCGCAGCUGGCAGACACGGUGAGGGUGCAGCAGCAGACGCUGGAGGUCGUGGAGAGACUCAUUCGUGCUCUUGACGAGCAGACGCGCACCUUCGCUGCCAGGAGCCGGCCGAGCCUGGUUGACAGCAAGGGCGUCGGCAGACCAGCUGCUUUCAACAACGACGAAGCUCGAUUCCCAGAGUGGGCCAAGAAGACAGAUGACUAUCUUCUUGGAGUCGAGCCGGCCUUGGAACAGGCCCUUGAGUGGGCGCUCGACCAGGGCGAGGAGAUCGCAGCACAGCGGGUGCUGGAAUCUUUCGGACCAGGGAGCGAUCAUGUCAUAGACGGCGUCGUUGGACUCAACUUGCAGGUGAAGACGGUCUUGAGCAACCUCACAGAAGGUGAAGGUUGGACCAUCGUGCAGAACGCUGACAAGAACGGCCUAGAGGCGUGGGGGCGCCUGCACAGACGCUUCGACUCCCUGACCGGGGGUCGGCGCAGGAGCCUCUUACGAGCCAUCCUGGCGCCGACCAGAGUCAAGAUGGACGAGCUCGGCUCGGCCUUGCAGACCUGGGGGGAGAUGGUGAGCCGUUACAACAAGAAGUCGUUGAAGCUUGGCGAACCGGCCAUUGCUGACGACUUCCUGUGCUCAGCGUUGGAAGCCCUAGUGCCAGACGAUUUGGAGAAGCACCUGCAACUGAACGCAUCACGCCUCAAGAAGUACAGCGACAUGAGGCAAGAGGUGAUGACGUACUACGAAACACGCACGGGCAAGCUGGUCAAGGUGACGCUGAGGGACCGCAUGCCGCAGCACGGACAGCAGAAGUUCGAGGGCUACUGCGACAACUGCGGCAAGUACGGCCACAAGAAGAAGGGCUGCUGGGCGCCCCCGCAGACAGACGGGGGGUACGUGAUCCCCAAGGAUGGCCGCAUCGGGAAGAUGCUGCAGAAGGAGCUCGGUCGCCUGGUGAGGCGUUUCGGCGACGACUCGCUCCUGCCAGUGUACCGAGAGAGGGGCGUCUACAACUUCUACAUGAAGGAGGACCCGGAAACAGCUGAUCCUGUUGUGUGCUCUGACUACGGCUACCUGGCCGACGACGGCAGUGAGGACACAGCGUUGCCGAUGCUGGUGAUAAGGGAUCGCCGUGCCAAGGGGUAUGCGGCGACGGCAGUGCCCCAGAAGGGAGUGCACCCGUGCCCUGUGAAGUUCUUCGCGGGCUACUUGAAGGAGCUCGGUUGGAAGAUCGGCGAACAGCGCCGAGCCCGACAGGAGGACCCGGAAACAGCUGAUCCUGUUGUGUGCUCUGACUACGGUUACCUGGCCGACGACGGCAGUGAGGACACAGCGUUGCCGAUGCUGGUGAUAAGGGGGCGCCGUGCCAAGGGGUAUGCGGCGACGGCAGUGCCCCAGAAGGUAGUGCACCCGUGCCCUGUGAAGUUCUUCGCGGGCUACUUGAAGGAGCUCGGUUGGAAGAGGUACGUGAGCCGGUCAGACGGCGAACGCAGCCUUGUAGCCUUGAAGCAGGCUGUGGCUGACCAGAUGCAGGCAGUAGAGACUGUCAUGCAGGAGUCUCCUGUAGGAGACCACGCAGCGAACGGUGAGGCUGAGAACGCGGUCAAGGAGGUGAAACGCAUUGUGCGUGCGCAGAAGGAGACGCUCAAGGAGAGGUGCAGCGGAAGCGGGUGGCUCCGCUCCGGCUGCGUCGUCAGUGUCUGGAGGCCCGGCUCCAGCGACAGGGGCCAGUGCUGCGUCUGCGGAGGUGCCAGGCGCCGCGGCUGCGGGGGGCUCCGCGCCGGCGGCGACAGGAGCAUCGUUUCCGCGUGUCGCCGGAACGAGGUUGACCUCUCGGCGGAGGAGCUGGAGGAUAUCACCCAUCUAGGCUUGCAGCUGGGAGCCGUGGAUGUCCGUGAAGAGUGCCCGCCUCCGUGCCAUGUUGCGCUUUCGUGCCACUUGGGCUUGAGACCUGGGGUGAGCGCAGACAUGCAGGCAGAGAGACCGAAUGGGGGGCACUGGGACUUCAGGAAGGAGGAGGACAGGAAGGAGUGGUACGACACGCUGGAGCGCGAGGAUCCGUACAUCCUCAUCGGAUCACCUCCUUCCACGGCGCUCGCAGAGCUGCAGGGUGCAUCCCGGCUCAGGCGGGACCCGGAGAAGGCCCUUCAAGAGCAAGAUCUUGCAAAACGUCAUCUUGAGGUGGCUUGUGGGAGCUACCGGAGGCAGGUGGCUCGGGGCAGGUACUUCGUGCGCGAGCACCCCCGCGAAGACAGCAGCUGGGACUCGACUGUCGUCCAGGAGCUGCUGGGGCAGAACGCCGUGGAAAGGGCUAGAGGAGCUAUGUGCAAGUGGGGCGCGAAGCCUGGUGCACAAGAUCAGCCCCCUUCCGGCGUGCCAGGGUUUAUCCGGGGGCGAACCGGAUUCAUGGCCAACUUGCCAGAGCUUGCGCUGGAGCUCAAGAAGGGGUGCCCCGGCGACGCGGGGCCAGAGCAGCACCAACAUGUGAUGCUGACAGGUGGUGUAGCUCGCAAGGCACAGGCGCAUCCUCCGAUGCUGGCGCGGUGCGUCCUACGAGCAGUAAAAGAAUCCAUGAAGAAGGAUGGAUCCCUCUCUGGCCUGGCGGCGGCUACGGCCGGUCCACUGCCUACAGAGCCCGACGCCUACGAGCAGGGCAGAUCGUUGUUGGAGGAGAGCGAGAGGUACUGGGACGACGUCGACGGAGGUUGGCUAGACCCCGCCAUGGCGAGGAAGGCUAGGGGGGAGGAGGUAGGAUGGCUCCGCCGACAGGAGGUGUACGAGAAGAGGACUCUUAAGGAGUGCCUGGAGGUGACAGGUGCGAAGCCAAUCCGUUUGAUGUGGCUCGACACCAACAAGGGCGACAACGAGCGACCGAACUACCGGUCUCGUAUCGUCGUGCGCGAGAAGCGAGGUCAGGGAGAAGAAGGGCGCAAGUUGCCUGCAGCGUUGUUGUUUUCAGCAAUGCCGCCUCUGGAAGCAGUAAAGAUGCUAGGAGGCCUGAUGGUGCAGAACAGGAGCAGCGAACGGGGUAAGCCUCUAGGGAUGAGAUUCUUGGACAUCUCACGUGCCCAUUUCUACGGCCUGGCCGAGAGGACGGUGUACGUGGAGCUGCCAGAGGAGGAGCAGGACGGCGUUCACUGUGCACUCCUGAAGAAGAGCAUGUACGGCACCCAGGACGCGUCUGCCAUCUGGCAGCGAGACUACACAGCAGUGCUCAAGCAGGACGGGCACGAGGCAGGGAAGGCGAACCCGGCCCUGUUCUACAAGAAGGUCGACGACUGUCGGUCUUUAGUGCACGGAGACGACUUCUGCGCCAUGGGCGACGACGACGCCCUGGACCAGAUCGAGCACACUUUGCGGAAGAAAUGCGACUUGAAGGUGACAGGUCGUUUCGCGCUCGGUUCUGGAGGGGAGCAGGAGGUUGUUUUCUUAAACAGGAUUUUACGUGUCACAGGAAGCCCAGGGGGGGAGCGUUUCGAGGUCGAAGCAGAUCCGCGGCACGCAGAGAUGAUAGUUCGCGACAUGGGCCUCGAAAAGGAAUCCGCUAAGACACUGGAUGUUCCUGGGCUGAAGAAGGAGGAGGCCGAAGCGGAGGAGCGGUUAGCCUCGCCCCCGCUUGUCGGCGACGACAUCCGGUUGUACCGCAGUGUGACCAUGCGAGCAUCAUACUUAGCACCAGAUCGGGCUGACAUUGGAGAUGCAGUAAAGAAUCUGGCUAAGCACAUGCAGAGCCCGAAGCAGGUCGACAUGGCCAGGCUCAAGAGGCUGGCAAGAUACCUGAAAGGAAGACCCCGGGUGGUGCAGGUUCUCCGCAGGAACAAGCACAUCGACAGGGGUAGUCCUUUGCCCAUCUUGGUCAUGGUGGACAGCGACAACGCUGGCGACAAGAUCAGCCGACGGUCUACUGUCGGGCAGGUCGUUUUCGUCGGCGGCCAGGUGGUGAAGCACGCUUGCAACCUGUUGCAGGUGGUAGGACUUUCCUCCGGAGAGAACGAGUACUACGCCAUCAGCGCCGGCGCCUGCGCCGGAUUAGGCAUCCAAGGCUUGUUGGAGGACUGGCAGGUCCCAUCUAAAGUCAAGGUGGUGUCGGACUCUUCCGCGGCGCGCGGCUUUGCUUCGCGCCGGGGCGUUGGGGAGCUCAAGCAUGUUCAGACCCGCUACUUGUGGGUGCAGGAGAGGAUCGUCAUGCAGCACCUGGAGUUGGGCAAGAUCGGUGCGGCCGAGAACCGGAGCGACCUAUUGACUAAGCCAUUGGGUCGUAAGGAGAUCGACGUCCACAUGAAGGGUAUCAACCAGGAGUGCAGGAGCGGCAGACCG